CGCCAGGGCUUGAAUUGGCACCCUCUGUGCCCGCGGCCCCUGUGCCCCUGCGGAGAAGGACGGGGGGUUCCCAGCAGGUCCCUCAGCUCUCGGUGGAGAGAGGCACUCCUUCACCCGCGUCGCCUGGGGAGGCGCCGGGGAAGGAGGCCGUGAGCCAGUUGGCAGGUGCCGGGGCCCCUCCUCCCACGGAGAACUUCCCCGGGGGCGGGGGGACACGAUCCCCUCCCACAGCCUCAUGCAGUCAGGCGGCACGCGGGUGAAGGGGCAGACGCGGAGAGGAGCCGAAGGAGGCGGCCGGCCAUGAACGUCAUCGUGCGCCCCUGCUUCCCCAGGGACCUGCCCGAAAUCAUGCGGCUGAUCAAGGACAUCUCCAUCAUUUACAGCGUGCCCCUGGAAAAGCUCAGAACCAACGUGGAAGAGCUGAAGGAUGCCGGGUUCGGGACUCGUCCCCAGUACGAGUGCUUCGUGGCCGAAGUCCCUCCUGAGCAACGAAGCAAGGAAGGUCACACGCUGAUCGGCUACGCGCUCUCCACUUACACCUACAACACCUGGAGGGGAAGGAAUCUUUACAUGGACAAUUUCUAUGUCAUGCCGGAAUUCAGAGGACGGCGCAUCGGACGGCAGCUGCUCAACAGAGUCGCCGAGGUGGCCUGGGGCCGCGGCUGCACCCAGCUCCGCAUGCACGUCUCGUCCCAGAAGCCGGAGAACAUCGCCUUCCUUCUCCGGCGCGGGGGAGAAGAUCUGACCACCAAGGAGGGCUGGACCCUCUUCCGGUUCCACAGGGACACGCUUUGGAAAAUGGCGGCUCAGAGCAAAUUCUGAGCGCGAGGCGAGUGUCGCUUGCAGGGCCAGAAGUGCAGGAAGGGGGCUGGGGAAAGGCGGCACAGAACGUGCCGGCCACACCCGGGCUCAGCCCAGUUUAUACGUGCUUCAUAAAGGAGAGCUGUUUCCUGA
Varanus komodoensis (Komodo dragon) is the source of this 954-nucleotide messenger RNA. Its product is annotated as diamine acetyltransferase 1-like. Gene Ontology annotation, molecular function: N-acetyltransferase activity. The transcript is spliced from 6 exons. Lineage: Eukaryota; Metazoa; Chordata; Lepidosauria; Squamata; Varanidae. The record is from RefSeq and is a predicted model, not a curated record. Bases 301 to 822 code for a protein of 173 amino acids.